This is a messenger RNA of Molossus molossus (Pallas's mastiff bat), 2289 nucleotides long. It is a transcript of the gene PIGR, whose product is annotated as polymeric immunoglobulin receptor. The coding region runs from base 1 to 2289 and encodes 762 amino acids. NCBI's taxonomy places the organism in Eukaryota, Metazoa, Chordata, Mammalia, Chiroptera, Molossidae. The record is from RefSeq and is a predicted model, not a curated record. The transcript is spliced from 10 exons.
AUGAUGCUCUUCUCCCUUGCCGGCCUGCUGGCCGUCCUACCAGUGGUCUCCAUGAAGAGCCCCAUCUUCGGACCCCAGGAGGUGAGCAGAGUGGAAGGCAGCUCAGUGUCCAUCACAUGCUACUACCCAGACACCUCCGUUAACCGACACUCCCGAAAGUACUGGUGCAAGCAGGGAGCCAAGGGCCGUUGCACAACCCUCAUCUCAGACAGCUACAUCUCCAAGGACUAUGAGGGCAGAGCCAACAUCACCAGCGACCCAAAGAGCAACAAGUUUGUGGUUCGCAUUGACCGUCUCACCCAGAAUGACUCUGGGCGCUACAAGUGUGGUUUGGGCCUUGUUAACCAAGGCCUGUUCUUUGACGUGAGCCUGGAGGUCAUCCCAGGUCCUGGGCUCCAAAGUGGCACUCAGUUCUAUAUAGCAGAGCAGGGCAGAACAGUGACCAUCAACUGCCCUUUCACGUCUGAGAAUGCCAUGGAGAAGAAGUCCGUGUGCAAGAAGAUAGGCGAGUCCUGUGUCCUAGUCAUCGACUCCAGUGGGUAUGUGAGCCCCAACUACUUCCACAGAGCUCACCUCACUAUUCAGGAUACCAGCCAACUAGCAUUCAUCUUUAUCAUCAACCGACUCCAGCUCAGUGAUACCGGGAUAUAUGUCUGCCAGGCUGGGGAUGAUACUAGAGGUGACCAAAGCAAUGUUAAACUCCAGGUGAUGAAGCCUGAGCCUAAGCUGCUUUAUGGAGACCUGAGGGGCUCAGUGUCCAUUGACUGUACCCUGGACCCUGAGGUGGAACAUCAAGCUAAAGUUCUGUAUCUGUGCCGGGUGAGCAAUGGGAACGACUGUGAAAUGAUCAUCAACACCCAGGGGCAGAGGGCUCAGGCCUUUGAGGGGAGGAUCCUGAUUGUUGCCAAGGUUCAGGGCUCCUUCAGUGUGCAUAUCAAUGGCCUGAGGAAAGAAGACGCAGGGAGCUACAUGUGUGGAGCCCACUCUGAUGGUGAGCCUCAGGGAGGCUGGCCCAUGCAAGCUUGGCAACUCUUCGUCAAUGAAGAGACGACGAUUCCCCGUAGUCCGUCUGUGGUGAAAGGUGUGGUAGGAGGCUCUGUGGCUGUGCCCUGCCCCUACAACCCUAAGGACAAAACCAUCUCGAAGUACUGGUGUCGCUGGAAUGAGCAGAAUAGCUGCCCACAGCUGGUGAGCAGCAAUGGGCUUGUUAAGGGGCAGGAAGCAGUCUACGAAGGCAGGCUCACCCUGCACGAAGAGCCAGGCAAUGGCACCUACACAGUCAUACUCAACCAGCUCACCACCCAGGAUGCUGGCUUCUACUGGUGUCUGACCGGCGGUGAUAUUCACUGGUGGUUCACAGUGGAGCUCCAGAUCGUCGAAGGAGAGCCAGACCUCAAGGUGCCCCAGAAAGCCACUGCUUGGGAGGGACAGACUCUCACAGUGCCCUGCCACUCGCCGUGCAAAUACUUCUCCUACGAGAAAUACUGGUGUAAGUGGAGCAACCAAGGUUGCAAGGCCCUGCCCAGCCAAGACCAGGGCUCCAGGCAGGCCUCCGUGAACUGUGACCAGAACAACCAGCUCACCGAACUGGUCCUGAACAAAGUCACCACGCGCGACGAGGGCUGGUACUGGUGCGGGGUGAAGGAGGGCCCCCGAUUCGGAGAGACCGCGGCUGUCUACGUGGAGGUCAACAGGAAGGCGAAGGGGUCCCAGGAUGUCAGCCGAGGGAAUGCGGCUCCUGGUGAGGCGGUGGUAGAGCCGAGUGUCCGGAAGAUCCCGAGCAAAGUUGUUCCGGAUCCCAGCCUUUUUGCAGAGGACAGAGCAGCGAAGGCUAGUGAAGACGAAGCUGACAAGAGCAAGGCGCCUGCAGACUCCAGCAGCUCUGCAGGACAAGGAAGGAGCUCCACCGUGCUGGUCUCCACCCUGGUGCCCCUGGCCCUGGUGCUGGCACUGGGGGCUAUGGCGGUGGCGGUGGUUAGAGCCCGGCACCGGAGGAACGUUGACCGGGUUUCAAUAGGAAGCUACAGGACAGACAUUAGCAUGUCGGAUUUUGAGAACUCCAGGGAUUUUGGAGCCAAUGACAACAUGGGAGCCUCCCCGGUCACUCAGGAGACAUCUCUUGGAGGAAAAGAUGAGUUCAUGACCACCACCGAGGACACUGUGGAGACUGAAGAGCCCAAGAAGGCCAAGAGGUCCUCCAAGGAGGAAGCUGACAUGGCCCACACUGCCUUCCUGCUCCAGGCCAACAGCAUGGUGACCGACGUCCAGGAGGGCCCCAGCGAAGCCUAG